AUGUCAAUAACCACUCUUUAUUAUUUACAAUUGAAAAAGGAAAAUGCACAUGAAGAUUCUAUCUGGUGUUGUGGAUGGAGUCUAAUAAAGCCAGAACAAAAGAAAGGAGAGGAAGCUGAAGAAAACCACGAAAACUCACAGGACUCUAAUCCAGAUGCAGAAUCACCUAAGAGUUAUAUUAUUACGGGAGGUUUAGACGAUGUGGUGAAGAUUUGGCAUCUGGAAGAUGGAAAACUUGAAAUAAAACAUCAACUUGAAGGCCAUUCCUUAGGAGUUAUAUCUAUUGCUGUUAGUCCCGAUGGAAAAACUUUAGCUAGUAGUUCACAAGAUGCAACUCUUAUAUUAUGGGACAUACUUACUGGCGAAAAACUUAAAACAAUGGAAACAGGAAUGACAGAUGUGUGGACUCUAGACUUUUCACCUGAUGGAAAGAAUGUAGUAUCUGGAAGUAAUGCUGGAAAGAUUUUGAUUUUUUCAGUUGAGAGUGGCAAGCAAGAGCAAACAUUAGAUACAAGGGGUUUUACUUUAAGUGUAGCAUAUAGUCCUGAUGGUAAAUAUAUUGCUAGCGGUGCAUUAGAUGGAAUAGUUAAAAUAUUUGAUGUAGCCCAAGGUAAAUUAGUUCACACAUUGGAGGGUCAUGCCAAGCCUAUAAGAAGUCUCUGCUUUUCUCCAGACUCACAACUACUCCUUACUGCAUCAGAUGAUGGGCAUAUGAAGCUCUAUGAUGUAGUACAUGCAAAUUUAGCAGGGACAUUAUCCGGACAUGCAUCUUGGGUUCUCUCAGUUGCAUUUUCCCCAGAUGGUAAAAGAUUUGUAUCUGGUAGUUCUGAUAGAACUGUACGCGUUUGGGAUCUUGAGAAUAUGCAAUGUCAGCAUGUAUUUAAAGAACACAGUGAUCAGGUCUGGGGAGUAAAAUUUAAUGCAGAGAGCAAUAAAAUAGUUUCUGUUUCUGAAGAUAAAAGUAUAAAUAUUUACGAUUGUCCUUUAUAG
Messenger RNA from Leptosia nina, 990 nucleotides. Lineage: Eukaryota; Metazoa; Arthropoda; Insecta; Lepidoptera; Pieridae. The record is from the annotation of a GenBank genome assembly.